Molecule: messenger RNA, 4757 nt
Organism: Lampris incognitus (smalleye Pacific opah)
Lineage: Eukaryota; Metazoa; Chordata; Actinopteri; Lampriformes; Lampridae
Product: activin receptor type-1B-like
Exons: 9
Coding region: 46-1560 (504 amino acids)
Biological process (GO): activin receptor signaling pathway; protein phosphorylation; cellular response to growth factor stimulus
Cellular component (GO): plasma membrane; activin receptor complex
Molecular function (GO): activin receptor activity, type I; ATP binding; activin binding
Source: RefSeq, a predicted model, not a curated record
CAGCAGCGCGUCACACGGAGGCGAUGCCCCGGACAUUUAUCGACCAUGGCUAAGUUACGGGUACUGAUGACGGCCGCCGCGCACGCCGUGCUGUACGGAACAUGCGACGCUCUGUGGUGUAACUGCACCACUGUCCUGUGUCAGAAGACUGGCUCCCUGUGCGAGACGGACGGGGCCUGCAUCGCCUCGACCUCUUUCAUCAAUGGCCAGGAGCAGCACGUUCGCACCUGUAUCACGCAGGACAGCCUGGUACCCCCUGGACAGCCGAUCCUGUGCCUCAGUGCAGAAGGUCUACUUAAUACCCACUGCUGCUACACUGACUACUGCAACAGCAUUGACCUCAAAGUACCCUCCAUGACAUCUCUGACACACAUGGAGGGCGACAGCGAUGCCACGGGUACAUGGGGUCCUGUGGAACUGGUGGCUGUGAUCGCGGGGCCGGUGUUCCUGCUGUGUUUGCUGCUUUUGGCAAGCAUGUUCCUUUUUCAGUACUACCAGAGGGCCUGCAGCCACAGACAGAGGCUGGAGGUGGAGGAUCCGUCCUGUGACCACCUCUUCCUGCCCAAGGACAAGACCCUGCAAGAUCUCAUUUACGACCUGUCCACCUCUGGCUCAGGCUCUGGUCUACCUCUGUUUGUGCAGCGGACUGUGGCUAGGACCAUCGUGCUGCAGGAGAUCAUUGGGAAAGGCCGUUUUGGGGAGGUGUGGCGGGGUCGCUGGAGGGGAGGGGACGUGGCAGUGAAGAUCUUUUCUUCCAGAGAGGAGCGCUCCUGGUUCCGUGAGGCUGAGAUCUAUCAGACCAUUAUGCUCCGCCAUGAGAACAUCCUGGGCUUCAUAGCCGCUGACAACAAAGAUAACGGGACGUGGACCCAGCUGUGGUUGGUGUCAGACUACCAUGAGUAUGGCUCUCUGUUCGACUACCUGAACCGCUACUCAGUCACCAUCGAGGGCAUGAUCAAGCUGGCUCUGUCUGCGGCCAGCGGACUCGCACAUCUGCACAUGGAGAUUCUAGGAACUCAAGGAAAGCCAGGCAUAGCCCACCGGGACCUCAAGUCCAAGAACAUCCUGGUGAAGAAGAACUGUACCUGUGCCAUCGCUGACCUGGGCUUGGCUGUUCGUCAUGAGUCUGCCACAGACACUAUCGACAUAGCCCCGAACCAAAGGGUGGGCACUAAGAGGUACAUGGCUCCAGAGGUCCUGGAUGAAAGUAUCAACAUGAGACAGUUUGACUCGUUUAAAUGUGCUGACAUCUAUGCUCUGGGGCUGGUCUACUGGGAGAUCGCUCGCCGCUGUAAUAGCGGAGGUGUCCACGAAGAGUACCAGCUGCCCUAUUACGACCUGGUCCCUUCUGACCCCUCAAUAGAAGAGAUGAGGAAGGUGGUGUGUGACCAAAAGCUUCGACCAAAUGUCCCAAACUGGUGGCAGAGUUAUGAGGCCCUGCGAGUCAUGAGUAAGAUCAUGAGGGAGUGUUGGUACGCCAAUGGAACGGCCCGCUUGACAGCCCUGCGCAUCAAAAAGACCCUGUCCCAGCUCAGCGUUCAGGAGGACAUUAAAGUUUGAGCUCAGAGAGGCCAGCCUUACGCAGACACGCCGAGGAUACGCCCGCCUCGCCCCGUCCAACGCCGAAGAGUACAGGAGGACCCGAACUUCUGCAGAGAGAGCAGCUGAGCGAAGACGAAGCGGUACGGCGCCGCCCUGACAGGAAUUUGUAAAAUACACGUCUGGCAGUUUGUAAAGACUCCUGCUAGUUUUGAAGCCACCUUUUGACAAACCCUACCUCACUUGCCCAGCCAAGAUACUGAGAACUCCCUCCCCGCCUCAUCCCGACCCGCUCAACCACUCCCGGAGUCCAUGUUAAAGACUCCGCCCCCGUGUGCCCCCCCCUUCAUUUCCUCCGCCCUACUAACAAGGCUGAACACCCCCUUACCGCAUUUCUCUCUUCGGCAGAUUUCCACUGUAUAAAGGUACGCACUCGACAACAGGAUGUGUAACUAAGAAGUAGACAUUUUGUAAGUCAGUAGCCGGCCUCUCCUCUAGGUCCAUCUCUGAUCACAUGACCUUCAGAUCUAACCGGUAGUGUUCGUUAUCGUUGUCUUUGUGUGGUGUAAGCUGUCGGGAGAUUUUUUCGACUGUUAUCCUAUUCUUAUUUAAGCGAGUAGAUCUUGGUAGAAGAAGCAACAGAGUUUUGAUUUGACGUUAACCGGGUUUCCCUCCGGCAAACCCACAACAGCACAGACACCUCCAGAAAUCUCUCAAGGUAAACUGAAACAACCACACCGUAAUAUCUGGCUCAGAUGAACAAGAACUUGAUUCUUGACCGUACGCCGAGUACCCUGCAACCAUGCACAAGGCCCACGUGCUGACCUGGGUCAGUCCGCGUGUGGGUAUAUUCAGGGCCCAUGCACUGCCAGACCUUCACUGGAGAAACCCCUUGCCAGACGCUAAGCCUUUGGUCAGAGGUCUCCCCCUUAGACUUUGUUUCUUAGUCCUAAAAGGCCCCGAAAAGGAAAAAUUUCUUCUCAGCUUUUGCGACCCUAGGGAAGGUGGCGGUGUGAGGCGUAGCACAGCGACAGCUGCUAGCUGGAGUGACCCGGCGCGCCCGGUCCUCCGUACUGUCGGCCUACAGUCACUCCCUCGAUGGCGCUGCAGAGGGUCAGGCGCUCGGCUCCACCGCCGUGACGGUGCAGAGUCGACCCCCGGCAGGCUGGGAGUCCCUCAGGGUACCCGCUGCAUCAGCCAAUACUACUGACACUGAAAAUGAUCAAACCCACUGAUGAAAUUUUGUGCAAUAUGGCCGCCAUGUUUUAACACACACUAAGUCUCAAUGGGCGAGCGAGAGCGAGAGAUAUGGCCAAGUAUACCUGUACGUAAACUUAACUUUUUAAGCUGAACUGUGUAAAUACUAGAUUUUGACUUUACUUUGAUAUUUUGAUCAUGUUUAAGGUGGUUGGACUUCUUUUUUUAUAACUGCAGAUUUCUAGCUGGGAUGGAAAUGAGGGGACUCUGGUUUGCCGUCUGUCAUCGUUGUGACAAGACAGCGAACCAGAUUCCCCUCCACCCGUCCGGCACCACAGAAAUGCAUCUAAAACAGAGUCAUUGUGUUGCUUUUAUCCACUUACGCUGUAGUCUCCUUGAUUUUACAUCUUAUUUCAGACCUUUUAUUUAACUCACUACACAAUACCUCUGCGAUAUGCAACCGAGAAUGGGUUGGUUUGUGUGAAGACGGCGUUGCCAAGCAGCGUCGUCUCGGGCUUACUCUCUGCAACCUUUUUGCAUGUUUGAAUUUUUUUUUCCCAGAAACUAAUGCACUGUCGGCCUCAGCUCAGCGGUAGCUGAAAAGGUACUGCUGGAUUUUGUCUUUACCGUGUUAUUUAUAUAGCGAGUCUCAUGUGCUGUGAGUCCCUGUCAAGCCUGUAAGGCCUCGUGUGCACUACUGACCUCCCGGUGCCCCAACCAAACAGUUCACAGUAGGACGUCCGGGCACAGUCUUCAAGUGUUUAUUCAAGAUCAGACCACUGGAAACCGGGGAUGUUUUCACAGAUGAUGCUUAUCGAGUCGUAGCUUGCUGUAGAGGACUUGAGACGAGAUCCAAAGUCUUGAUUGUGAAAUGAGCGGACUUCUCUGAAGGGACGUGGUGGGGUGAGGACUAGAAUACUACUGAAGCAGACCGUAUGAAAUUCAGUGUUUGUCCAGAUUUUAACUGCGUUGUCAUGCGAGUCAACACUAUUUCGUUUGUACAGAGAGGUUUAACGGAUGCCGGUGGGGACACAGUGACCGCACUUGCGAGAGACGAGGACCUGGGAGCUCCAUCAGAACAUGAGCGGAUGUCAGGCAUAUUCAGUCAUCACAUUACACCAUACUUUGAAUAACAUUGGAGAACAUGUCUGGUUAUGUGUAACUUGUUUCACACACAUCAUGCAACGUACUAGUGCUACUCCAGGGAAUGUACUGAACCAGUUCUGUUGGGAGCUCCCAGGACUGGGUCCCCACGUGGCAGAGAGGCAACUGCAUCUAUGUAAAAACCUCGUCAUGGCUUACUCUGCAUCCUGUAAAUUACCUCUAGUAUUGAGUAAUAAAUACAGUUCCUAUUGUAUUUCCUAUUAUACCCGGUCUGUCUUUUGUUCGGGACGUUUUUUUCCGCUUUUCUUUAGUCUUUGUCCACCUCGGCAGCGCCGGCCUUUGAAAUGCUCUAUAAAGCCAAUCAGAAAUCACGUAAUAACGACCGAGGCCGUCAUUUUGACGGCUUUGGAUUUUCUAAGUUUGAUGACUUUUGUAUACAGCCCUGCCGCUCCCUGGGUCCUCCUAAAACUGCAUUAAAACGAGUUUUAGACCAAUUGUACAAAAAAAGUUGUAAGAUCUACCUAAAACGACCACGAGCGGUCAAAAUGACGGCUUCAUUUCCUUCGUGAGGUUCGUUGCUCUGUCCUAGGAACACACUAGCGCCCUCCAGUGCAGAGGAAUAGUCUAAACUUUUUGUGUGAGUGUGUCCAACGUGUCUGGGUACAGACGCGUUACAGACGCACCAUGACUACCACCGAGGCGCUGCAGUACUCACAGGCGUUGGACGGCGGCCAUUUUGAAUUGUUCGAAAAGUAGUAUUAAAGUUGUUAAAAUGUUAAUUUUGGUGUCAGUUGGUUUCAUAACAGACACACUAACAUAUGUAUUGGAUUAAUAUCUCAAUUGGGUAUUUGUCUUGACGGAAUAUAUUGUUUAAAAACCGGCGGUCAUUUUGACCGCCCGUGGUCGUUCUAGCGUUA